Messenger RNA from Cajanus cajan (pigeon pea), 2408 nucleotides. Its product is annotated as polyadenylate-binding protein-interacting protein 3. Gene Ontology annotation, cellular component: cytoplasmic stress granule. Gene Ontology annotation, biological process: cytoplasmic stress granule assembly. The record is from RefSeq and is a predicted model, not a curated record. NCBI's taxonomy places the organism in Eukaryota, Viridiplantae, Streptophyta, Magnoliopsida, Fabales, Fabaceae. Gene Ontology annotation, molecular function: mRNA binding.
AAUCCUUAAUUAUCAAUAAAAUAAAAUAAAAUAAUGACUCUGUUAAUAGUUGAAGUGCUUGGUGGCUCCUUUUUUUAAUUGAUUUUUGUCUCGGCAUUGAAAACUGUGAUUCUGAUUCUCUCUCCGACGCUGCAAUCCGUGUCUCCUUCACCGCAAUUCCUAUUCUGAUCGCACUCCCAGAUUUUAGUGGGGCAAGGGCUGUGGGUGAUGAUGAAUUUGCAACAAAUUGGGCAGCCUAAAUCAUCUAAUGGAUACGGUCGUUGGAAAUCGGAGAAAGAAGGGGCAACUAAGUCUGAUAAUAAGAUCCCCUCUGGAAAAUCAAAUGCCAGCAGCAGAUUACCAAGUACAGGUUUUGUGACUGACAACAAAGUUGGUAGUUAUGGGACUCCUUCACAUGAUCGACUAGUAUAUUUAACAACAUGCCUUAUUGGGCAGCAUGUGGAAGUCCAGGUGAAAAAUGGAUCUAUAUACUCUGGAAUAUUUCAUGCAACAAAUACUGACAAAGAUUUUGGAAUCAUUUUGAAAAUGGCUCGCUUGACAAAGGAGGGCACUUUGCAAGGACAGAGAUCUGGUGUAGAAUUUGUCAGCAAAGCACCUUCUAAGACAUUAAUUAUACCUGCCAAUGACCUUGUACAAGUUAUUGUGAAGGAUUUGGCUGUUUCCAGAGAUGGUCUACCUAGUGAAUCUCACUAUGAUAUGCAGCACGAGAUCAUGGUUGAUUCAGUAAUAUCUCAAUCUCGUCAUGUUGAGAUAGGUAGAGAGUUACAGCGAUGGGUGCCCGAUGAAGAUGAUCCACAAUGCCCUGAACUGGAAAAUAUCUUUGAUGGCCCUUGGAAUAGGGGAUGGGAUCAGUUUGAAACAAAUGAGACAUUGUUUGGUGUAAAAAGCACAUUCAAUGAGGAAAUCUAUACAACAAAGCUUGAAAAAGGGCCUAAGACAAGAGAGCUGGAAAAGCAAGCUUUAAAAAUAGCUAGAGAAAUUGAGGGUGAAGAAACCGAAGAUCUACAUCUGGCUGAGGAAAGAGGCCUUUAUCAUAACUUUGAUAUUGAUGAAGAAACCAGAUUUUCUUCAGUCUAUAGGGGUAAAGGUGUUGAUGAUAUUGGUUAUGAUGAAAAUGAGGACAAGCUGUUGGAUUCGCACAAUUCUGAAACAUUUGGUAGUAUUUAUGAUUUAGCCAUUACGAGACCAGGUGAAGCAAUUGGUCAAAAAGGCAAUAACGGAACACAAACAUGGUCAAAUUUAUCUUCUGCGGAUUACUCUCAGUCAGGUACUGGUGUGGAAUUAUGUCGCUCUGGUUCUAAUGAUCAUGCCAAGCAGAUAGCAUAUGAACUCCCUGCCCAGAGUUGCUCAUUUUCAGAAAGCAGGAUUCAGGAGAACUCAGUUAAUGAUCUACAUGGAGCAAUUGAUAAUACAGUGGAAGAAGAUUGGAUACAAACUGGGGAUGUCCAGCUGUCAAAAUCUGAGGAUUUACAGUCAUCACUUAAGUUGAAGAAAGAUGGCUCUGAUGAAGGUGGGUUAGCUCAUAAUGAGGCUUCCCGUGCCCCUUCUACUCAUAUUUUGUCAAAGACUCCUGAAGAAACUGGGUCAGUUGGGGAAAAAAAGGCUGUAAUAUCACGUGGAAGACUAGGUAGUUGUACAUCGGGUUCUGAUUGUGUGGCAGCAUCCUCUGGUCGUGGUCUAUCACCAAGUUCUUCAGUUGGUUCACUUUCUUCUGAAAAAUCGACUCUGAAUCCCAAUGCCAAGGAGUUUAAGCUCAACCCUAAUGCAAAGAGUUUUGUUCCGUCUCAAACACAUGCUAGGCCUCGCUCCCCUGUGUCUGAUGGUUCCUUCUAUUUCCCAGCUACUGUAUCCACCGUACCAAAUGUGCCGACCAUGCCCAUGGGUAUUGGAGUUGGAACUACUUUUGCAGGGCCACAGCAACCUGUCAUAUACAAUCCACAGGUGGCACAAAUGUCAUCCCAACCAUAUUUUCAUCCAAAUGGACCACAGUAUGGACAACUUCUUGGUCAUCCUAGGCAAGUUUUAUACAUGCCAAGUUACCUACCUGAGAUGCCAUAUAAGGGACGGGAUUAUUGACCACUUAGCUGAAUGCUUUCAUGGCAACUUGGCUCUUUGCCUGAAAAGAUGAACUAUCGAGUGGAGAGCUAAAAGAGUUUCAAAUGACAAAAAUAUAUGCAGCCAGCUUAUGGGAAGAUUUAUUUAAAAAUUCGAUGAUUUGCAGGCAAGCUGGCUUAUUAUGUAUGAGAUAUAAAUUAAUUGAUCGUAUAUUAACUCGUUAUCUUUUGGGAUUUCUCAGUUUUCGGUCAUGUAAUAGUAGCUUAACGCAGAUUUAGUAUUAUUAUUAUUAUGCAACAUUUACUUUAAUUUGCGUCUUACCUAGUUUAACUACUACCAUUCUUUUGACCUUU